GCUCCCAAACCGCCCAAGUCAAAGCUGCCUACCCGGUAGCCGAGGGAAACGGACAGCUGCGCGCUCACCUAGGAAGUAGCCUACCCUAUACCAGACCACCCGCGCAGGUCAACCUCCAAGCCGACAUCCAAAUCGACAAAGAUGAACUGGCCUACCCUAUACUCAUCCCCCCACAGGCAAAUACGCAUGAGCCGACAUCCAAGUCGACCAAGUUCAACCAGCCUACCCUACACCCCUCGAGGCACGCAGCAGCACAAGACCGGGCUCCUGAUCGCUCGACACGCAAACGAUUUUCACCAAGUCAAACCUGCUUACCCUGCACCCGCCGCCCGGAGACGACACAUCAAAAACCCAAAGGCCCACAACCCCUACAACUCCCUGAAUUGCUCAGAGAAAUCAUUGGGGAAAUCGAGGCGAAGGACGGCUUACCCUCAGCAGAUCGUAACAACAAGGCUACUCUACUGCUUACAGGACCGUUUCGCACAGCUAAGUCGUCUGCAAAGGAUUUGACCCCGCUCGUGUUAAAAUUACAAUACGCGAAAUACCACGACACGCUUCGAGCGCCGUGGAAGAAUCGCCUGCUAAGACGCUAA
Fusarium sp. VM40 is the source of this 593-nucleotide messenger RNA. The record is from the annotation of a GenBank genome assembly. Lineage: Eukaryota; Fungi; Ascomycota; Sordariomycetes; Hypocreales; Nectriaceae.